This is a messenger RNA of Pygocentrus nattereri (red-bellied piranha), 4403 nucleotides long. RefSeq names its product isthmin 2a (gene ism2a). Bases 461 to 1834 code for a protein of 457 amino acids. The record is from RefSeq and is a predicted model, not a curated record. Lineage: Eukaryota; Metazoa; Chordata; Actinopteri; Characiformes; Serrasalmidae. The transcript has 6 exons.
CUUGUAGUCGUGAACGAGCGCUGGGGGGUAGAACGGUGGGGCAGAUGCUGGAAGUGGUGCAGAGUUUCUCCUCAAGCGUUGGUGCUGCUCGUAGCAGGAGGUGUCGAGGAAUUACCCGGCAAGGAGGGGAGGAAGGGGAGCUCUAGGAGUGUGAAGACCCCCACAUGGACCACCAGGGGCAAGAGAACUUUUAUCAGGGCAGGAUUCAGUGCAGAGCCAGUGGCACCUAAUGCUCAGGGGCUCGAAGACUUACGAGUAUGAGGAGGUUCUCGUGAGACAUGAUGGCAACGAGGGCAUAACCGGAGCUUCUGUUGGAUUUCACAGACUUUGGAUGAAUGUUGUUUUUCUCUGAGGCUGGACAGAGUGCAGUCCGGACCUGUGGCCAGUGUCCUAGACAGCCUUUCUAAACCUCAAUAGGUGUUUCUUCUUCUUCUUCCUUUUGCUCGUUCUUUGGAAAGCUAUGCGGACUCGGGGGACACUUUUGCACUGGACUGCCUUCCUGACCCUUGUUCUCCUGUCAGUCCAGGCUUUCCCCGCCCUCACGCCUAAAGCUGGGGAAGCCAAGCCCGGGAGCAGCGCCGCCCUGCGGACUGGAGGCCAGGCUGGUUCUGUCGAUGUGAAGCGGACGCUGGCGGAGCUCCAGCAGCAGAACCAGCUAAAGACUCGCUCACCUUCACGUCGCCACAGGCGGAGAUGGUCACAGCUCCGCUCAGAGGGAGUCCUGCCCAAACCUGCACCUGAGGAAGAGGAGCCGUUCAUUUUAGACCUGAAGAACUUUCCUGACCUCGCCAAUGCUGACCUGGGCUCUCAAAAUCCAAAUAUUCAGGUCACCAUUGAAGUCGUAGAUGACCCCCAGAUGGAGGUUGAGAUGGACCUGGCUAAAGAGGGUAGGAACGACUGGUCUUUGAGCUCUGAGCAAUGGUUGGACCACAAAAAGCUCUUCUGGCCGCUCUUCUGGGAGUACCAUGACUCCAGUGAGGAAAGCCCAGGCCAGGCCAGUCUAGAGGAGAAUGGGGAGGACCUCAACUAUGACGGGGAAGAUUCCCUUCUUAGUGGUGUUGGAGUGGACUGGGGCAGGCGCUGGAAAGGCUGGGACUCAUUCGAGAAUUACGAAUAUGAAGAGGAGGAAUGGAGUGACUGGUCUCCAUGCAGCGUCUCCUGUGGUAAUGGCAACCAGAAGAGAAUCCGCUCAUGUGGCUAUGCCUGCACUGCUACAGAGUCACGCACAUGUGAACAACAGAGGUGUCCAGAUGACCUGAAUGCAGUAACAGAGCUCAUCCCACAUGAGAUGAAUGACACAGAUGCUUUUGAUACAGAUAUGGACAGCUGUGAGAAGUGGCUGAACUGUAAGAAUGACUUCCUACAGAAGUACCUCCACCAGGUCCUGACCGAAUUACCCAGCUGCCCUUGCGUCUACCCCUCUGAGGUGGUGUACAGCGCCGUCAACAUUUUUGAUGAGAAACUUCGCAAGACCUACCGGUGGCGAGAUGCCAGUGGCCCCAAAGAGCGCCUGGACAUCUACAAGCCGUCGGCCAAGUUCUGCGUGCGCUCCAUGCUGUCCUUUGACAGCACUACUCUGGCCGCUCAGCACUGUUGCUAUGACGACCACAUGAAGCUCAUCACGCGGGGCAAAGGGGCCGGAGCGCCCAACCUCAUCAGCACAGAGUUCUCGCCAGAGCUGCACUAUAAGGUGGACGUUUUGCCUUGGAUUCUGUGCAAGGGGGACUGGAGCCGCUUCCAUUCUGUUCGACCUCCUAACAACGGUCUGCAGUGUGCGGAAAACCCUCAGGAGGAUGUCUAUAUGAAUGAGCUGGAGGAGGCCAGAGAGUAUUGAAAGCCACACUAAGCUGCAGUAUCUAUAAUGGAAGCGAAGGGUGGGAUUGAUCUUGGAGUGUUUUACAGUUGGUUUUAUGGAAAUAAGGCUGUCUACUUUGACUGGGCUGGUAGCAACUGCAUAUGGAGCUAUAGAAAUUUUGUUGCAGCAUAAGUGUCUACUUACAGACUGGGCCACUUUUAUGGAGGUCAAGUCCGGCUACAUCUGAAUAUGGAGCUAUAGGAAUAAUGGAGUGACAGAAAUUCAGUAUUUGAUGGAACUUCGUUGCAUGAAAAGUCAAAGGGAUGAGGACCGUGUGCAGCCAAACUGAAAGGACAUGAGUGGAAUUAGCGCAAAGCCACAUGAUCUCAAACUGUCCCACUUUUUGUAAAGCUGUCCAUAACUGAAUGUGGGUUUAUGGAGAUGAACUCACACCUGGAUGCCUGAUCAGAGAACCUACUGUUUAUAUACAGCUAUACUAAAUAACAUCGGAUUAAGUUGCUCCAGCACACUGAGAGGGAAGAAAGUGAUGUAACGACUGUCUGCAGACUCUUCUCUAUACACCCCGGUUCAGAAUCAUGCUAAAAGGCUCUGUGGGGGUUCAAACACGGCAUCCUCUGGAAUAAGUUCACUGCAUUUAUUGGAUUCGUAUGGCUCUUUUUUUCUCUACUGUGUGCUGAAAGACUCAGAUGUGUCAUGAAAGGAAUUCCACUCAAGCUGCUAAACUUGCAGUGAAUCCAAGCAGAAUGCUCGUUUGUUGUCUUAGACUCAGAGCUCGGUCCUGGCCCCCCUCCAGCCCAGGCGAGAUCAAUCCAAACAAAUCAAACACGAGCCCCAGAGCCGCGUGCGCAUCGGCUUCAACAUAUUUCAUGGAAUAGUUCCACUCUUUGGAGCCUGUAUAUUGUUACCCCAGAUGCAUUCACAUGUGGUGUCAUAGGCUGAGAUAUUUAGACUGAGUGAUUCGAUUUUUGAUAUGCUUUUAGGGAAGAUGACACUGGAACAUAAUUAGGUUAUCAGACAAUGUCUUAUGUCCAUCAAAGCGCAACGACUUGAGAGAAGCAUAAACUCAAUUCUCAAAACUUAAUUGUUAUUUUUCCUUUCGAGGGGAAUUUAACAGAUUUUUAUUUUUUUCAUAAAGAUGUAAACAAAGUCAUUCAGAAUGGAUUGAUGUGAAAUGUGAUGCUCUAGAGAAACUUACCAAGGCAGUGUUGUUUACGGGGUGGUGAGAGGAACCAGACAUCAUUUGAAGUGUAUAGUGCCUCUAAAAGUUACAUCUUGGAAAGUUAUUAUGUGAAAUACUAACAAAUAUACAGCCUGAUGCUCUUGUUAAAAAGAUGGAGAGGUAUAUGUGGGGCGUUAUAAAGCAAGAUAAACAGUCUUUUUCAAAUGCACCACUAUUUCACCAACAUUUAUCAACAUUUCACUGAAAAACUGGUCAUUUUGGACAGCAGGCACUAUAAUGGCUAUAUUUGUCUUGUAGACAUUGUAAAGAAAUCGAACUCAGCUAGUUCUUUACAAUAAAUCAUUUCACGUCAGACCACUAUGAAUGAGUUACAUCUCAUUUUUUGAGAUAAAGCUGUGAAAUUCCCCUUUAAGGACACAUUGGAUUGAUUUGACAACUUUUUGUGCUAACCGCAGUCUGAGACAGUGAUUUUGACCAUUCAGUGGAGGGUGUCUUUGCCUAGCUGAUGGAUGGGGGCUUUGUCUUAAGGUGGGAGGGGCUCUUGUGGAGCAACUUUUUUACAUCUAUAUAAACAAAGCGUGCUUUGCAGGCCCUUGCUGAUCAGUGAGCUCCAAUCAAAGCCUACUUGUAUGGGAUGUUGUUUUUACAGCUAAACCUUCUCCUUUCAGACUGGGCGUUUAUCAUGAUCUGUCUCUUUGUGAGAUGUUGAAACAGAAUGCCGGGGAUUUGCCGCACAAAGCCGUGUUGACAGAGGCCUAUUCCAUACCGCAGUAAAAACAUCCACCUUUGGUGAAGUGACAUCUUAAUGAGUGAAUUCAGACACAGUGUUGCCCCACCCCAAAAAUCUUACAGUGCAGAAUGUCCUAUCUGGGCUACACUGGAACAGCUGGUUUUUUUCUUCCAGCACAUACGCUGUCUAAGAUAGACAGUGUGUUUUAUUCAGAUUUAGUCUCUAGUAAUAUUCUGUCUGUAGAGAUGUCUGACAGCCUUACAGACUCAGCGCAUCAUUGGUAAAUGGUUUCUGUGAUGAGUCAAAAAAUUGUGCAGUCAGAAAUGCUAAUGUUACCAGCAGUGCACAAAAUAUUAUAGCCAUCAAUGAGCAUUAUGCCAGUGAUAUCAUGCUAAUUUAAUCCAGGCUCUACACACAACUCUUUGUCUUUUGUAGGAACUGUUGUUAGGUUGGACAAGCUUUACAGAACAUUAGCCAAAAUCCCAUUCAACCCAACCCAAUUAGAAAUUGUAGUGUGCUUGUUUAAACUGUACAUAACGUAGCUGCACUACCAAGCUGACAUUGUACACACUUAAAAAUGAUGGUUCUUCAAGGGUUCUUUAGUGAAGGAAAUGGUUCUAUAUAGAAUCAUGAACACUCAAAGAACCUUUUGCAUGAUUAAAGCGUUCUUUGCAUCA